Messenger RNA from Rotaria sp. Silwood2, 1506 nucleotides. The record is from the annotation of a GenBank genome assembly. NCBI's taxonomy places the organism in Eukaryota, Metazoa, Rotifera, Eurotatoria, Philodinida, Philodinidae.
UGUACUCUAUCGUCAUCAUCUUAUUGUUUUUAUGGUGGCACAUGUGUAUCAUCAAAUACAGAUCCACCAAUAGCUUUAUGUCUUUGUCGUGAAGGCUUUACAGGUUCAUAUUGUAAUAUGACACAAGAAAAUAAUCCAUGUGCAAGUAAUCCAUGUCAAACACAUGGUUAUUGCGCAUUAUCAAUAUCAAACACAACGUAUUCAUGUAUAUGUCAAUCUAAUUAUAUUGGUGAUCAAUGUGAAAGAAUUAAUCCGUGUUUAUCAUCUCCAUGCCUAAAUCAAGCUAUCUGUCAAAGUUAUUGGAAUACAACCAAUACUUGGUUUAUUUGUCUUUGUGUGGGAACAUAUACGGGAACAAAAUGUGAAACCUCAUUACUUAAUCCAUGUGGUGGAUUGUGUAUGAAUGGGUAUAUUCUUGUUUUCUUUUGUGAAACACAAGCUAAAAUGAGUAUUGAAGUAAGUCCAUGUGUUAACGGAGUAUGCGUUUGUCCAGCUCAAUAUACUGGAACAUUUUGUGGAUUUGAUAAUCCAUGUUAUAAACCAAUAUGUCGAAAUAGUGGUUUUUGUUCAGCUAAUUAUAAUUCAACAAGUGUUUCAUUUACAUGUACUUGUCCAAGUUACUUUACUGGUCAAUAUUGUGAAACCUCUAUUUAUACGCAAUCAACACCUAAUAGUUGUAUAUCAACAUGUGACCAUGGUGGCUCAUGUGUUAAUGGUCUAUGUAUAUGUACAUCACAAUAUGUUGGACCAACAUGUCAAUAUGAAAAUCCAUGUAUAAAUCAAAAUCUAUGUUUAAAUGGUGCUACUUGUUUUGGUCAAUAUAAUACAAAUGGUAGUGUAUUUACACAAUGUUUUUGUCUUCAAGGAUAUACAGGAGUUUAUUGUGAAGGUACAACACUUUGUUCAUCAACAUCAUGUAAUGGUGGUUUAUGUACAGCAACUCAAAAUAGUAUUGUAUGCGUAUGUCAGACAGGAAAAGUUGGUGAUCGUUGUCAAUAUGCAGAUGCUUGUACAAAUAAUUCAUGUUUACCAUCUGAACGAUGUGAACAAAUAGAAAAUCAAUAUCGAUGUAUUUCUUGUUAUGACAAAAGUAGCUUUUGUUCAGUCUAUCAAAAUCAUAGCGAAUAUUGUCAUGAUCGUUAUACAAUACUUAUUAAUAAUACUUGGCUUCCAGUGCCAGAAGCAUGUCAACGUUCGUGUAAUCAAUGCAUUCCAGCAGAAAAAUCAAAUGAUAAACGUUCAUUAGUUGAAACCAAUGAUGAUAAUCAUUUGAAAUCGAUAGACGAACAAGAUUAUAUAUCUGAAAAUAUGACAAUAACUUCAAGUUCAACAAUAGCAUCAGAAAUUUCAAGACUAAAUAUAAUACUUUCAAGAGAAGAAAAAUGUUUUGAUAGACGAGAUGAUUGUUUAAUGCAAAAAGCAUAUGGAUUUUGUGAAAUUUUUAAUGAAAAAUAUUCAAACGAGUGUGUUAAAACAUGUCAUCCUGAUUGUGCUUUUCUUUCUUAA